Trichophyton benhamiae CBS 112371 is the source of this 1002-nucleotide messenger RNA. RefSeq lists its product as uncharacterized. The record is from RefSeq and is a predicted model, not a curated record. Lineage: Eukaryota; Fungi; Ascomycota; Eurotiomycetes; Onygenales; Arthrodermataceae. Bases 1 to 1002 code for a protein of 333 amino acids. The transcript has a single exon.
AUGCGUAACCUGAGAUCUAGCAUAGCUAAAGCCGUCGUCGAGUCCGGGCCAUGCAAAACAUUAGGCUUGGCAGGGCUAGAGUAUACGACGCCCGACUCACCGCGCCAGUACAAUGUUCUCAAGGUCAUACCCACAGGGUCCAGACUUCCAGACUUAACUGCAUCGGAGCGGAAGCUUCUAAGGCAAAAGCAACAACGACUAGCAGCGGAUAAAGCCUCCCUGGACCGAGAGGCAAGGGAGUGCUUGGGUGGAGGCAACCUAUACGUCCAUAAUGGUCUUCAAGCAACAUUGAUAUUUUCCCAAUAUGAAGCCGGGACUGCAGUCUGCAUUGGAUCAGACGGCUGGGCGUUAACAUGUGCACACUGCUUCGGGGAUACAGAGGAAGAACUGCAGACGUCAGACAAACGUCGCUGGCUCCUAUUCUAUACCGGUUUGGCAGUACAGGCCGAAUGCGUAACUUGGGAUGCAAAAAGGGACUUAGCUCUUCUCAAGAUCAUUGCUAUAGAGGCCGAUGCUAGUCAGAAUGGGGAGGGCAUUGUUUGUUCUUUCCCAUUUGUGCAAUUAGCACCGAAAAGGCCAGCAGUAAACAGUCCUAUAAUAUGCAUUGGACAACCGGGAGUGGACGAUUUGGAAUCUAGUGCGCCGACGAAAAACAAGUUUGAUUUUGUGGAGUUAUCCACUGGAAAAUUCCGUGGGAUGGUAGCCGGUGGCGACUGGCAGGAUAAUUCUGAGAUAGGCCAGAUGAAGCAUGAUGCCUGGACAUAUUGGGGCCACUCGGGCGCACCUUUGCUUGCCGAGGCUGAUGGUACUCUGAUUGGACUGCACUCUUCUUGGGACGAUCAGACUGGCAUGCGCCACGGCAUUCCUCUUGUUGCUAUCCAAGCAUUCCUCGCACAACAUGCUGGAUUAAUGAGUUCCAUAGGGCAAGCUGCUAAAGCUCAAGACGACCCUACCUUGUCAAAACUGGCCGUGGAGGAAGAGGUGAUUGUUCUUAGUGAUUAG